Melampsora larici-populina 98AG31 is the source of this 846-nucleotide messenger RNA. RefSeq lists its product as uncharacterized. Gene Ontology annotation, molecular function: FMN binding. Bases 1 to 846 code for a protein of 281 amino acids. NCBI's taxonomy places the organism in Eukaryota, Fungi, Basidiomycota, Pucciniomycetes, Pucciniales, Melampsoraceae. The transcript has 9 exons. The record is from RefSeq and is a predicted model, not a curated record.
AUGAGUCAUCAUCCUCCAUUUAAACAAGUCGAAGAUAGUCGACCAGAUUAUGAAACUAAAAACACAUUUCACUAUACAAAAACACCACAACCAGAUUGGAAAGCAGGUGAUGGAUUAAAUAAUGCAAACUUAAAACAUCGUGAAGUGUAUGAAGACCCAUCGAUUUCAGGCAUCAAAACUUAUAUUCCUUAUGAGAAUAUCUCGGUACCUGAUAGUUAUAAAUUGAUGAUCAAUUCGAUUGUUCCACGUCCGAUUGCACUUUGUUCUACUUUAAGUGAAGAUGGAGUCCCGAACCUUGCUCCGUUUUCUUACUUUAAUGCAGUUGGUCAUAAUCCACCAAUCAUUAUGAUUUCUUCUACUGAUCUUCCUAGACAAAAAGAUACAGCUGUCAAUAUAAGAAAAACUAAAGAAUUCGUGGUCAAUAUAAUUUCAGAACCAUUUGUGGAAGCUGCCAAUUUUACUUCUAUGGAUUCUCCAGCAGGAGUUUCGGAAUGGAAACUUUCAGGUCUGACUCCUCAAGCUUCUUUGAAAGUUAAACCUCCUAGAUGUCAAGAAGCUUCAGUGAGUAUGGAAUGUGAAUUAGUCUUGAUGUUCGAUCAUGACGAUCCUAAAAAACUUUCGCAGACUAUGAUCCUUGGAAGAAUCAAGGCUUGGAAUAUUAAAGAAGCUAUUCUCGUUGAUGGUGGACCAUCCAUCUCAGUUGAAAAAUUAAUGCCAAUCUCACGUCUUGGUGGGAUCAGUUAUAGUCGAGUGACUACUGCGUUUGAAUUAACUCGACCGGUUUGGGAAAAGGUAAAAGAUGAACCUGAAAUUAAAUCUUUACUUGAGAAUGAUGGAAAACAAUGA